Cydia fagiglandana is the source of this 1922-nucleotide messenger RNA. It is a transcript of the gene 5-HT2A, whose product is annotated as 5-hydroxytryptamine receptor 2A. Bases 40 to 1920 code for a protein of 626 amino acids. Gene Ontology annotation, molecular function: serotonin binding; G protein-coupled serotonin receptor activity; neurotransmitter receptor activity. The transcript is spliced from 9 exons. The record is from RefSeq and is a predicted model, not a curated record. Gene Ontology annotation, cellular component: plasma membrane; dendrite. NCBI's taxonomy places the organism in Eukaryota, Metazoa, Arthropoda, Insecta, Lepidoptera, Tortricidae. Gene Ontology annotation, biological process: chemical synaptic transmission; serotonin receptor signaling pathway; G protein-coupled receptor signaling pathway, coupled to cyclic nucleotide second messenger.
CAAACCGACUUUACGGACAAAAUAUAUGAAUGCGCCGGAAUGACGAAUUACACUCCGCUCGUGGACAUAAAAGAUUAUAGAUGCAGCCACAGAACUGCCACUGCAUGCGGGGACUAUACAUUCGGAUUUCAAUGUCAAGACAGCGCAUAUCUAACUACACAGAAUUAUUAUCAUUGCAGUUUGAAUAUUGACAUUCAAAAUGAGACUUCCUAUUCUUGUAACAGGUGUUUUAAUGACACUUUGGGUAUACACCGCAACAAUUCAUUCUGCGACGCUGACUUUAAACUAAACAUACUUUCAGUUGUAUUUGAAAGUGCUUUAAAGGACUUAUGGCUUAGUCUUCCGGUGCUUCAAGCUUGCCAUUGGGACCAGUUAAAUUGUUUUCACAACCAUUUCGAUCGAAAUUAUAGCGGUAGCAGUACUUCGGAAGCGUUACAGUGCAAAUGGAAGUUCAAAAAUGAUUCUUUGCAGUCAAUUACAAGAAUCGAGUACGAUUGGAGCUUUCUAUUUGUAAUCAUGUUUAUAAUAGCCGGCGGAGUGGGUAAUAUAUUGGUUUGCUUGGCAGUGUGCUUGGAUAAAAGACUACAAAAUGUAACAAAUUAUUUUUUGCUGUCAUUAGCUAUUGCUGACUUGCUAGUCAGCUUAUUCGUCAUGCCAAUGGGGGCAAUACCAGGAUUUCUGGGUUAUUGGCCACUUGGCGUGGCGUGGUGCAACGUGUAUGUGACGUGCGAUGUGCUAGCAUGCUCCGCGAGCAUCAUGCAUAUGUGCUUCAUCAGCAUCGGCAGGUAUGUGGGUAUUCGUAACCCACUGAAGAGUCGCCACCAUUCCACCAAGAGAGUUGUCUUAAUAAAAAUAGCACUUGUAUGGCUACUAAGCAUGAUAGUUUCGAGUUCUAUAACAGUAUUGGGUUUAAUUAACAAAAAAAACAUCAUGCCUAAUCAAGGGCUCUGCGUUAUCAACAACCGACUUUUCUGGAUAUUUGGAUCACUCGUCGCUUUUUACAUGCCGAUGUUGACAAUGGUAGUUUCAUUUGCACUAACGGUCCACCUCUUGAAGAGACAAGCCAAACUGGCGGCUACGCCAGUAUCUGGAGGCACUCAAAGAAGGCUAUGCGGCUUCAACACUGGACAACCUGGCAUACGGCGGAUCGGAGCUAGAAGUUCACCCAAUCUGUCCACAAGUAGAUCAGUAACCAGGCAGACUACUUGGAGGGUAGCAGGAAUAUCUGCAAGCCGUCAUGAAAGUAACAAGAUGGGAUUGAGUGUUUCACAUCCAGAACUAAGCUACUUAAACGGCGCAGAAACAAAAAGGAGUAAAAGAGCGCGUAACGUCAGCACCCAGACACCGCCCAAUAUAGGUGUAGAAACAAGAAAGGCCAGGACUAGGAGACUAGUACCGCCGAAACUUAUACAUGCUGCGAACCCAUUGACGUUGAGAUUUUUACCCUACCGGAAAAAGGACCGCGCGAUGACUGCUAAUGCCGUAGCAAAUGAACAAAAAGCUACCAAAGUACUCGGCUUGGUGUUUUUUACAUUCGUGUUAUGUUGGGCUCCAUUCUUCUUAUUAAAUAUCCUAUUUGCUUCGUGUCCGACAUGUUCUGUCCCAGAUAACGUGGUGGACGUAUGCCUCUGGCUGGGAUAUGUUUCAUCGACUAUCAAUCCCAUCAUCUACACUAUUUUCAAUAGAACUUUUCGAGCUGCAUUCCUACGGUUGCUUUGCUGUCAAUGUUCAAGACGCGGGCGCUGUACACUGUAUCGAUCCGCUGUGGGGUCCACACGCAGCGCUUCGCAGUUAUGCGCACAGUCGGCGUUACCGUUGGCGAUAUCUCUCCGCUCCUCGAACAUGAAUGAAGUCGCAGUGCCAGAUACAAUCGAGACUAUUAUGAUUGAACCAACAUUGCCAAACUUUCGUCACUAUUAGGU